Molecule: messenger RNA, 740 nt
Organism: Saccostrea echinata
Lineage: Eukaryota; Metazoa; Mollusca; Bivalvia; Ostreida; Ostreidae
Exons: 4
Coding region: 30-740 (236 amino acids)
Cellular component (GO): nucleus
Source: RefSeq, a predicted model, not a curated record
AUUAAAGCAGCAGGCAGCAAAAAGGAAACAUGGCAGAUAAUGAUAUAGAAUUUCUUUUAACAAAAAAUAAUGAGGAAAAAAACGUUAACGAACCAUACUGGAGUAAGCUAGAAAAAGAAAUAUUAUACGAGGAAGCAAGUCAGCGGGUAGGUGUUUUGGACUCAAAGUUUAGAGGUGCCCAGUGCGGCAUAUCAGAGAAAAAUCGCGCCUGGGAAGAGAUAACAGCAAUUGUCGAUGCAAAGGGGACCACCAAGAAAAGAACAAUGAAACAAGUAAAAAAACAAUGGUCAAACAUGAAGCAACGAGCUAAAAAACUGAAUAGUCAGGGGAAGUAUCCUGUAACAGGUGGAGGUCCAAAGCCUCCGUCUCCCUCCCCAAUAGAUGAGGCUGUGCUCUCUCUCCUAUCUGGAAGACCCUCCCUGGAGGGUGUUGAGGGAGGUUUAGAAACACAAAACAUCCCAAAUUUAUACGAACCAGGACCAUCAAGCUGCAGCACAGCACAGUCCACUACUCUCCAGACAGAGACAUCUCCUAAAGAUACAUCCAGAAAAAGAAAAAUUAACAUUAAUGACAUACAUGUAGAGGUUUUAUUUGCUGAGAAAGAAAAACUCAAGUUAGAAAUGGAAUAUAUCAAACUAAAAAUGAAGAAAGUGUCAUCAGAAAUUGAGCUAAUAGAAAUGAAAAAAAAUUCUCUGAUGUCAUCAAGCUGUCUGUCUCUUUCACAGUUUACAGAACUGUGA